UAACCAUAUAUAGUUAGCUUGGCCAAAGAUGCCUGGAAGGUAGUAACAACUGAGAAUGGCUCAGCAAAGUAUUCCACGCGUCACUCUGAGGUCCGGGAAUGCAAAAGAUAUGCCAGUUUUGGGACUCGGAACAUCAGCUGAUCCAUUUCCAACAGCAGAAGUAGUCGUAAAAGCAGUGCUUGAAGCAAUUGAGCUUGGUUAUAGGAUGUUUGACACUGCCACUCUUUACCAAACAGAGAAAGGCCUUGGUGAAGCUAUAUCUCAAGCUCUUAGUCUUGGUUUGAUUAAGUCUCGUGAUGAGGUCUUCAUCACCUCAAAGCUCUGGUGCACUGAUAACCAUGGUGAUUGUGUCAUCCCUGCACUUCAGAAGACUCUGAAGAAUAUGAAAUUGAAGUAUCUUGAUCAGUAUCUUGUUCACUUUCCAGUGAGUAUGAAGCCCGGAUCAAUCCCUUAUCCAGCAAACCCGAAAGAUGUUGUUCCAAUGGACAUCAAAUCUGUUUGGGCAGCUAUGGAAGAAUGCCAAACACUCGGACUUACAAAAUCAAUAGGUGUCAGUAAUUUCUCUUGCAAGAAGCUUGCCAAUAUUCUGGCUUUUGCAGAGAUACCUCCAGUGAUCAAUCAAGUGGAGAUGAACCCUGCAUGGCAACAAGGGAAGCUAAGGGAGUUCUGCCAGGCAAAUAAUAUCAAGGUAGCUGCUUAUUCUCCUCUUGGAGCAGCAGGAGCCUAUUGGGGAACCAAAGAAGUACUGCAAUCUGAGGUUUUAAUGGAAAUUGCCAAGUCGAAAGGAAAAUCCGUGGCACAAGUGGCUUUAAGAUGGGCUUAUGAGCAAGGGGUUGUCAUUGUGAUGAAGAGCUUCAACAAAGACAGACUAAAGCAGAAUCUUGAAAUUUUUGGCUGGGAGUUAAGCGAUGAAGAGUCCAAGAAGAUUGCUGCAAUCCCACAGAGCAGGGCAUACCUUGGGACAAUGUUUAUUUCUGAAACUGGUCCUAUCAAGUCAAUUGACGAGCUUUGGGAUGGAGAACUAUAAGAUCAUAACAACAUAAAUAUAAUAAGGCAACUACCUGUAUUCGUUUCAAUACUCAGGGUACUCAUUUGCCACGUUCGUUUUGAUUUGUCACUUCUGUUUUCAGCUAGUUCUUGUGUUUCACAGAUCAUCCUUUAUGUAAUUUAAAGUUACUACAUAAGCCACAUAAUUCUUGCUGCCUACCUAAUGAGGAUGGCGACGCCCUGAAGCCUGAGCAGAAGAGCUCCUGUAGGGCUGUUUCGCAUGCUGGCCUUAUAAUUGUUUGUUCAUUGCAACUGGAA
Messenger RNA from Daucus carota subsp. sativus, 1305 nucleotides. RefSeq names its product non-functional NADPH-dependent codeinone reductase 2-like. Lineage: Eukaryota; Viridiplantae; Streptophyta; Magnoliopsida; Apiales; Apiaceae. Gene Ontology annotation, molecular function: aldose reductase (NADPH) activity. The transcript has 3 exons. Gene Ontology annotation, cellular component: cytosol. Bases 56 to 1027 code for a protein of 323 amino acids. The record is from RefSeq and is a predicted model, not a curated record.